Molecule: messenger RNA, 2255 nt
Organism: Oncorhynchus tshawytscha (Chinook salmon)
Lineage: Eukaryota; Metazoa; Chordata; Actinopteri; Salmoniformes; Salmonidae
Gene: cfap45
Product: cilia and flagella associated protein 45
Exons: 12
Coding region: 183-1823 (546 amino acids)
Source: RefSeq, a predicted model, not a curated record
CAUAACAUCUUAUUUUCAGGGAUAUGCCAAGCACUUCUCCCAUAAUUAAGAACGAAAAAUAGCUAACUAGGUGCUUCCUAACCUUGGAUAUUCGUUGUGUUAUUAUAAUGGUGACUUUCCUGUCAUUAUUUUAGCUGUUAUUUAUUUUGGUUGAUGAUAGUGGACUAUUUUUGACGAUCAUCAUGCCGCAGAGUAUAGGGUCUUCAUCUAGGCUCUCUGGUAGCUCCCGUUCACGUCGCUAUCGCACCCGUGCACUCACCUCUCAUGUGGAUGAGAGCCUCUUUGGAACCCCAAAACAGGCUCUGUCAGCCUGCAAUGUCAAGGACACUGAGAGGGGUGGCCGGUUCGGACCCAGGGGCCAGUCCAGUUCAGCUCCAAGUCAGAAGACUCAGAACCUAGAGACAGUUCGCAUCAUCACAAAGGACCUCAUCCGAGACCUGAAGAUCCCAAGUAAGGAUCCGUCUGGGUUGUCUGUCAUCCUCCGCCCAACUGAUAUCGAGCGGAUCGCAACAGCUUCUCUGGUUUCAACCAAGGAGGAGCGGGAGUUCACGUUGGAAUCCCAGAGGAGGGAGAGAGAAGCAGCUAUGGAUGCUGCUGAGGAUAGGAAGGCCCAUAUCCGCCAGGCUGACCUGUCUCGUCAGAAGAACCAGGGCCUAAGUGAACUGGAGGCCGAGGCCAAGGAAAGAGCUCAGUAUCUGCUGGAGAGGGCCAACGCCAUGAGGAUGGAGCAGGAGGACGAGGUCAAGAAACUCAAUGAGUUGAUCCUGGGUGCCCGGUGCCACGCGGUGAGGGAUGCCCAGAUCCUGGAGAGACAGCAGAUCCUGGCUGAGCUACAGGAGGAGGAGAGGCGUCUGGAUGCCAUGAUGGAGGUGGACCGCAGGAGAGCCCUGGAGGCCCAGGAGCAGAUCGACGAGCUGCGCAAACACCAGAGGAUCCAGGGAAAGCAGCUGAUUAUAAACCAGAUUGAGGAGCGUCUGGAGGACAGGAUGCUGCAGAACGAGAUGAAGGAGCAGGAGGGCCAGCUGAUGCUGGAGAACCUGGAGAAGAUGCAGAUGGAGGAGCUGGAGGCUCUGGAGAGGAAGAAGGAGGAGCAGCAGCGUCUGCAGCAGGAGAUCCUCCGUAUCAACGAGGACAGCCUGCUGGCCAAGGAGCGCAACAAAGAGGAGGAGAGACUGGCCGACCUCCGGGCUAUGGAGUACACCCACAAGAAAAUGGAGCGGGAGGCUGAGUACGAGGCUGAACAGAGACGCAUCAAGAGAGAGAAGGAGAAGGACGUGGCCAGACUGCGAGCCCUACAGGAGAGAGAAAAAGACCACAAGGCAGAGCAGGAUGAGCUUCGAGCCAGGAGGAACCAGGAGGGAGCAGAGAGAGAUUGGAGGAGAAAAGAGAAGGAGCAGCUCAAGAAGAAGGUGGAUGUUGAGGAGAGGUUGAAGGCAGCUCGCUUGGAGCAGGUCACACAUAAGGAGCACCUCCUAUCCAUCGAGGCUGGGAGAGAGAGGGCUGAGUUUGACAGGGUUUUGAGGGCCCAGCAGGUAUCCAUCUGUAAGGAGAAGGACAAGGAGGAGAAACACAGGAUCAAGGUGUUGCGUCACGCUGACGGGGUGCGCCAGCAGGUGAGGGAGCGGGAGAUGCAGGCCAUCGCCCUGCGCAGGGAGGUCUACAAAGAGGGAGACCGGCUGGACGAGGAGGCCCGCCAUCGCCGCAUCCGCCUUGAUGAGAUCAAGGAGAAGAAGCUCAGGGAGCUCAAGGCUGCUGGACUUCCAGAGAAGUAUUGCAAUGAAGUGGAGAGAAGGGUGCAUGCUCUCCCUGCUCUGGCUCACUAGCAUGACUGACAGACUGCAACACAAACCCUGAUCUUUAUCAAAGAUUUCACAAUAGAGAUAAAUUAGCACUGCCAUCACACUUUGACAGGGUAGAGAAAAUAAUUAGUACAGGGUAUAAAUCUAGUGCAGCACCUUUGUGUUAGUGAUCAUUAGAUCAUUUGAAUAAAGAUGACUAUUACAAACUAUGAAUAUUUAUGAUUGUACUGUAGGCGUGACCUUAAGUAGUGCACAUUAACUAUUCAACAACUGAUCGAAGCAAAAAUAAAAAUGUAUUGUUAAUAUAUUAACUUAAAUGUGAUUUUAAAAUGUAUACUGUUUUUUUGUUAGAUCAAUUGGACUGUGCCUAACAGAUUCCAGUCAUACAGGACCCAAUAUUAUUUUAUCUACAGGAUAUCAUUUUUAUUUAGUCUAAUAAAUGUCCCUUUCAGCAUG